Acytostelium subglobosum LB1 is the source of this 2547-nucleotide messenger RNA. RefSeq lists its product as hypothetical. The transcript has a single exon. NCBI's taxonomy places the organism in Eukaryota, Evosea, Eumycetozoa, Acytosteliales, Acytosteliaceae. The record is from RefSeq and is a predicted model, not a curated record. The coding region runs from base 1 to 2547 and encodes 848 amino acids.
AUGAGUAGAUCUCUCUCAAAGAGUGGAGGAGUACUCCAACAACUCCAACAGCAACAACAGCAACAGCAACAGCAACAACAACAAUCACAGAUGGAUUCAAGUUUGAAGACAAUAUCAUUAUCACGCGAGGAGUUUGAAAGACAAAAGUCACUGCACGACCUACGCGAUGAAUACGAGCGCAAGAUCUCAGCAAUCGUGUCAUGUCUCCAGGAGAAAUCCGAAGAGAACAUUGACCUCCACGCAAAGGUCGGUCGUCUGCAGUCGACUCUGGAGCAGCGUGAUCGCGACACAAACAAGGUGAUCGAGGGCCUGCACGAGAUCAUCUCGCACAAGGACGAGGAGAUGGGCGUCGAGCGUCGCAAGACGUCCGAGCUCACACGUCGCCUCGACUCAAUGAGCGAGCUGUUCAAUGAGAUGGCCGACGACAAUGUCAAGCUGCGUACAAUCCUCGAGGAGACGCGCAAUCGCAUGAUUCAAGCACAGAAGGAGGUCAACAACGAGGUGGCCAAGGCCGUCAAGAAGUCACAAUCCGUCGCGCAGGACCGCAUUACCCAGCUGCAGGCGCAAGUCGCGCAGCUCCAAGCACAAGUCUCACACCAGCCCACCAGCAACAAGUUGUUGUCUGGCAUUACAAAGUUGGUCAACGCCACUACAGGUCACGGCAAAGACAGCAAUAGCAACGGAAACAGCAAUGGGACAGCGACAUCAACAACAUCAACAUCAACAACUUCAUCACCAAAGAAGGGCACAACACUCACACCACCAACGCAAUCACCAACAACAACUACAGUCGACUCACCACCUACACCGAUGGCGUCUGCCAGCAGCUCAGACCGCCUCACAUUGUUUGGCAACCAGCAGUCGACAUUUACAACGCACGAGCAGAUGAUGGAUAUAUGCAUGGAGGAGAUCGAGCGUAAUGAGAUGAGGAUGGGCCUGGACCACUUGCUCGAGACAGACGAUCGCUGGAUUGCCAAGUACCGCGAGGCCUCCCAACGUGCAGUCACUCGCUCUCUCUUUACAAAGAUACUGGACAAGUUUGAAGUGGACUCGGUCAAGGCGGCCGAGUCGAUCGAGCGUCUGCGAGCACAUCUGUUGAGUCUGGAGACGAGGAAUGAUGAUCUGGUGCGCGAGCAGGACACGACUGCCGCCAAGCUGAAAGAGGGCCAGGACACUGUGUUCAAGGAGAGACAGCGUGGCGAUGCGUUCAGGGACAGUGCCGUGGAGUACGAGCGUAGGAUCAAGGACAUGGAGACAAGAAACAGCGAUAACCUCAGCAAGGAGAGUCAGAGACGUCAAGAUGCCGAGUACAAUGCCAAGAGAAUGAAGAAGAAGAUUGAAGAGUUGGAGUUUUUGCUUGAGGAGCUGCGAGAUGACGACUCCGAGUCCAGCUCAGAAGUGUCAGACAGCGACAGUGACAGCGACAGUGAUGGCGAGAAGGAAGACAAGGUGGUUGGUGACGACAAGGUGGAGGAGCAUGUUGAUAAUGUACAAAUGAAGAUUGAGGAAGAUGAUGAUGACGAUGAGGAUGACGAUGAGGAUGACGAUGAUGAGGAGGUCGUGGUCGCGGUCGUCGAGGUGGCGAUCAAACAUGAAGAGCCAGAGAUAGUCAAGAAGGAGGAGGCAGUUGUGGAAGAGAAGGAAGAGGUCCAAACAGUCAUUGUACAGAUAGUAGAGAAGGAGGAGGAGCCACUGCCACAUCCUCAGCCAGAGCCAAAGGAACAGCCACAGCCACAACAACAAGAGCAGGAGGAUGAUAUCAAGGUCGCAGCGUCCAGGGUUGGAGACACACCCCUGUCAGCUGCAAGCGAUACAUCAGCUGGUGACACUGUAGUGGCAGUGAUCAAUGAUGUAACAUCACAAGUAUCUGGAUCAUCACCAACCAAUCAUGAAUCACCAGUUGAAGUAUCACCUGGAACUCAAUCACCGCCCCCACCACCUUCACCUCCACUGGAAGUAUCGCCAGAGUCUAAAUCCCCGCGGCUGCCACAGCCACAACAGCAAUCAUCUCCAUCUCCAUCAACACAAUCACCAUCACAAUCACCAACAUCAUCACCAUCAGUCUCACCUCAAUCACAUUCCCCAACCAAGGAGUCACCAUCGCUGGAACCAUUGUCAGCUGCUACAUCUACAUCGACACAGCCAAUGCCCACUACCCGACAACAACAACUACUUCAGAAUAGAUCGAUCAGUACAGCUAGCUUUGGAAGCAAUAGUAGUGGUGGUGGAUCAAUUAACAACUCACCUGGACUCAAGCCCACAAGGACAGUCAGUUCCAGUCGUCUUAGCAUUGGCGGCAUCAGCUCACUCUUGAAGAAGACUGGAUUGGGUGGACACAAGGACACACACGAUGACAAAGAUAAAGAGAAAGAGAAGGAGAAAGACAAAGAAAGAGAGAAAGAGGAAAAGAAACAACGAGAGAAGGAGGAAAAGGAAAGAGAGAGGCGCGAGAAGGAGGAGCGCAAGUUGAAGGAAAAAGAGGACAAGGAGCGAGAGAAGCGUGAGAAGGAGGAGCUCAAGAAAGGAAAGUCCAGGAAGGACUCCUAG